AUGGCACCCCCUUUCCGAGCUGAGCAAAUUGGCUCUCUCAUGCGCCCACAAGAGCUUCUAGACGCACGUUCAGCUGCCGGUGCAACAACCACGUACGCUCAUCUCUCAGAGGAACUACACCGUGCAACAGAGGUAGCUAUUGCACAGGCUGUCACCAAGCAAAUCGAGCUCGGGAUAAGACCGAUUACAUCGGGGGAAUAUGAGCGCGACAAGUUUUACUCCGGAUUCUUUGAGAAACUUGCUGGAAUGCAGGUUAUCAAUGAUAUUCCGGUCGGCAAUGGAUUUAGAACGGGCUUUCCUACGGUCAAGACAUUGGAGAAGCUUGGUGUGAAAACACGGGACUCUCUCAUUGCCGUGGACAAGAUAAAUCAUGUGGAGAGUGCUUAUCUGUCUGAGUGGAAGGCCUUGAGUGCUCUUCUUCCGCCCGCGAGGUGGCGGGAGUGUAAAUUGACUAUGCCGCCUAUUACCCAUCUUCAUAUGCAGAUGGCCGUCGGUACUGCCUACAGCGCAAGCGCAUACACCUCUGACGAGGAAUACUUCCAAGAUCUAGGAGCCGCCUACGCAGUCGAGUGGCGUAUCUUGUACGAGGCAGGUCUUCGCUCGAUCCAGAUAGAUGAUCCAAAUCUCCUAUUCUUUGUUUCCGAAGAAUUUAGAUCUGGAUGCGAGGUCGAUGGAGUCGACCCAGACGCCUUACUAGACCAGUAUAUCUGGGCGCAUAACCUCUGCCUCGCUUCAAAGCCGACAGACCUCCACGUGGGAAUGCAUCUCUGUCGCGGUAACAUGGCUGGAUCGAACCACAUCAUUAGUGGUUCAUAUGAACGCAUCGCCAAGAGGAUAUUCAGCAAACUCAACUACGAUACUUACUAUCUCGAGUAUGAUACUGAGCGGGCGGGUGACUUUGAACCACUUCGACAUUUGCCCAUUGGGAAGAACGUCGUGCUUGGCGUGAUUUCGACCAAAAGCCCUGAGUUGGAAGACAUUGAGGAAAUGGUUGCGCGUGUUUAUGCUGCUGCUGAGAUCAUAGCUCGCGGACAGAGUCGCACUGUGGCUGAUGUUCUUGAUUCUUCGCUUGGUGUUAGUCCGCAGUGUGGAUUUGCUAGUAUGAGCAAAGGGGGUGGGGAAGGGAUGACAAUGUUUUUAAUGUGGAAGAAGUUGGUACUGAUGAAGGACUUGGCUCAUCGCAUCUGGGGUGAGAACCAGGGUGCCUGA
Molecule: messenger RNA, 1209 nt
Organism: Penicillium antarcticum
Lineage: Eukaryota; Fungi; Ascomycota; Eurotiomycetes; Eurotiales; Aspergillaceae
Product: cobalamin-independent methionine synthase II family protein
Exons: 2
Coding region: 1-1209 (402 amino acids)
Molecular function (GO): zinc ion binding; 5-methyltetrahydropteroyltriglutamate-homocysteine S-methyltransferase activity
Source: RefSeq, a predicted model, not a curated record